Messenger RNA from Cyclospora cayetanensis, 4419 nucleotides. RefSeq lists its product as uncharacterized. The transcript is spliced from 8 exons. The coding region runs from base 1 to 4419 and encodes 1472 amino acids. The record is from RefSeq and is a predicted model, not a curated record. Lineage: Eukaryota; Apicomplexa; Conoidasida; Eucoccidiorida; Eimeriidae.
AUGGCCGCCUGGGGAGAAGAGGGUUUGUUCGAGGGCACCCCUGCAGUCAAGGCAGGAGGGGAAGAAGACUCGUACCUUGUCGUCUGUGGUCUGAAAGCGGCUCAUACAGCACAGGAUGAUCAAGCACAUGCAGUCCUUGUACACUCGGCAUCUGCGGCGGCAUGUGCACCCGUUAGCAACACAAGGAGCGACACGGCGGUGCAUCGAGUGCCCCUGCCCCCCCCGCGCAGAUCCGCUGGCCUCCAUCCAACCGCUCCCUCGGCAGCCCAGCAGCUAGUGCUCGGCAGCAGCGCUGCAAGGCAUCUUAAUCACCGCAAAAGUGCUUACGACGUCGCUCUAGAGGCUCUCAGACGGUCCAGUGUUGCACUGCGCUGCUCCCCUAGUCGCCGCAUCCCCUGGAGUGCCACCGUCACCUCGACUUCCAUGCUGCACAGCCCUAGGCAGAGGCGCUCGCAUGUCCAGCUACACUCGGCAGAAGUGGCUGCUGAUGCCGUCAGUGGGACCUUGACAUCGUAUUGUAGCCUCAACAGGAGCAGUGCCGCGUGCAGCUUGCCCCCGACUAGCCCUGUCAGCCUCCCGGGAGCUGCCCGUGGGGAAAAGUUUCACACCAGGGAAGCCUUCUCGAGCAGCGAAGACGACGCUUCCUCAGCCUUGGCUAAGGCUGCUUUAGCGGCAGAGGAGCGCACACCUUUAAGCCCCCGAAGACAGCGAGGAUUCCAGCCUGCCAGAAGGGGCCCACUAGAGCUAUCACCAUCACGGCCACUACCUUCAGUAUCAGCACUAGCAACAUCGUCACCAGGUGCAAACAGCGCAUUCGCUGCAGCCCGCACAAAUGGCGCAUGCAACACUCCAGACGGCGGGAUGCACGUGAUUCCUUCGAGGUCCUCUAGGCCUCUCACUGCAACUGCUGCACCGCACAAAGCGGAAGCACCGGAACGGGAGGGGAAGGCUUCUGCAUUCACGGAGCAACGCUCGAGGCUUCGUCACCCCUCCUUUUCGUCUAUCCGGAAGUCUGCCUUGGGCAGUGUGGCUUCUUUGGCUCAACAGAUCAGCACCAACGCCCCUGUGCUGCUUCAGAACGGCAAACAAGCAGCAGCUGCUGCUGCGAAAAGGGCGGUUGCAGUGGCAAGCGCCGUAGCCGCGGUUGCUGCUGCUGUCUCCGCAGACACUCCCUCAGGAGAUCCCUGUGCAGUGGCCAGGCACACUGCACGGCCUUGCAGCAGAAGUAGCAGCGUGAGCAGCGCCAGGAGCGCGAGCAGCAACCAGAACCCCAGCGCUGCGAGCAAAAGCAUGUGCUUCAGUGGGCGCAGCAGCCGCAUCAGCAGCUUAGCUUGCAGCAAGACGGACGACAGCGAAACAGUGACAACCCCUUGCAGAAGCUCCAUUUCGUGCAUUUCUUCUCUGCAGCCGCCGCCACUCGCUGCAGAGCGCCAGCUACACUUUGUCGAAGUUGCUGCUCAUGGUGCCUCACGUCCUGUCUUUUCCUCUGCCAGGGAAGCCUGUGCACCUGCGGAGUUCGAAAGCAGUGCCUGCUCAGAGUCGGACGAGCUCAGUCUAAAGCUGCCGCCUUCCCCCCGAACCCUCAGGGGCAGCGAAGGCUCGAAGGAGAAUCGAAGUACCACGGAAGAGUCUAAAAGGCACAUUCGGUUUGAUUCCACAGCUGGCACUGCCUUUGCCUCCGACGGCGCGACUUUUACGGACAGUUCUUUGUUUUCGCAGAAGCAGCAGCAGCAACAACAACAACGCAUCAUGGCUGAUAUGCUGCCUGUUAUAUCGUCUCCUUCUUAUGCGUUUCUAGAGGCCCGGAGUCUCGGUGCCCUCCUUUUGCUGCCAUCUCCGAGCCAAACAACGUUGAGGACUCGGGUGUGGCGUUUCAGAGGGCUGCUGCCUCCGCGGUGGCUUGAGGAAGACCUCCUGAUACAUCAAAAUUUGCUCUUGUUUUGCAGCAGCACGGAACCCCUUGAAGUGACUUUGUUGGUCCCCCUCGCGUCCAUCGCGUCCGCAUGGGCAGUAGACGGCAAGGGCAGAGUCUCUGCUUCAGCAGCAGCCAAGGGCAAGGCGCCGUAUCGCAUCAAGUUUGUUGCGUCAGCAGCUGCGGCAGCGAAAACACAAGCGGGCGAAGACACCAAGAAGCCCAAGGGAGCAAGGACGGUGCUUAUUGGUCUGCAGAGCUUGACUGAGCGAGACACCCUCCUGAAGCAUAUCUUGUACUUGGCUGACAAGUGGCGGUCACGCCCUUCCGUUCCAGACUUUUUGUACAGGCCUCCCUGUCAGCAACAGCUAAGCCUUCUGCAGAAGCAGCUACAUUCAGCGACACGCAGCCUGUUUCUGAGUCAGCUGGCUGCCAUUGUGAGGGAGUCGGCGCGUCGGAAUGCCUGGGAAGUCUUCAUGCGUCUCCGCUCAGCCGCAGCGGCAGCUACAGCAAAUGCAGAGAGACGCAUGGCGGGUGUGUCUCGAGGGGCCUUACUGCUGCAGCAGUGGCUGCGACUUCGCAGCAGGCAAGACCAGGCGUGGGCCAUGCAGGGUCUGCGGCUGCAUGCGCUGGUGCAGAACCAACAGCAGCAAGCAGCAGCUGUGGUUGCUACGCUGGCAGCAGGGCACCUUCAGAUGGCGACGCAUCGCCUAGAGGUAGGCCGACAGCUCCUGAAGUACACCCUAGAGCGUCUUUUCGAGAGGCAACUGCAUGGUGCUCUAAGGCGGCUGCGUUCCUUCCACCUCGGAGAGGCAGUGAAAAAGCAGACGGAAAAAGGACGAGCGCAGCAGCUCUACUACACAUUGCAGCGUCUACAACACCGCCGCUUGCAAGCCGCACUCAUGAAGAUGCGCAAGGCGGUCCUACAUCGGCGGCUGCAGCAGCGUGCUUUGCAGCAGCUCUUGCAGCACAUGCGUCUGCAGCGCCUGAAAUGGGGCUGGCAUCAACUGAUGCUGCACGUGAAUGAGCGCUUACUGGUGUCAGUGAGUCGAAUUCCGCUUCAGCGAGGUGCCAUGAUCCUUGGCAUGUCUCUGCAGCAGUUUCUACAGCAGCAACUCUCCUGGGCAUUCUGCAGUUGGCGCGCGAAGAUGCGGGCUGCUUGGCUGUUGGGGCUACUGCUGAAGGAGCUGCAACUACAAAGGAUUCGCUCUGCCUGGCUACGUUGGCAGCAACCACUCUCUCAGGAUGCCCCCCGCAAAGCGCUCCGUUGCAUCGCUUCUGUGGUGGAGAGAGCCCAGUUCCGUAAGCUUCGCGAAGCUUUAUCCAAGAUCCAGCAGAUGCAUGAGUCAGGCCGCAAUAUGCGAUGCUUCCUACGGAUGCAGAUGCUACUGCAGCUAGCCACAUGGAUACAGGUGCAGCUUUUGAAGCAGCGCGCAUUAGGCUUCUCUGCACUGCGUUCUCACGCUGCAGCUCUUGCCGCCUGCAGUGCAACAGCAGCAGAGGCUGCUGCCGAGCAGGCAACUUUGACCUUAAGGCAUUGCUUUGAUGCAGAAAAACCCGCCCGUGUAUCUGCACUAGCAGCAGCAGCAGCUUCUGCUCGACUGCAGCACUUGCUAGAUAUGUCUUCGGACCUGAUGGACAAGCAGCAGCCAAGCUCUUUGAUGUGGAAAGAAGACCCUGAUCAGAAACCCUUUAUCUAUAUCCCACCGGUGUUUAGAAAUUGUCAUGGGGCAGCCGGAGCACCUUCUGCAGCUGAUGCAGCUGCGAGUUCAGGCUCUCCCGAGCUUUAUGAUUUCCAUGUGGUUCCUUCAUUGCAAAGCCAGGAGACUUGCGACGAUGAGGACGCCUUUCAGUUAUCUUAUGGAUCUACCAACCCCGCUUUGCUGCGUCCUAGCCCUAGGAACCCCCCGUACAGCUCCGGGUGCUUAUCAAGAAGCCUUGAUAAGGGAGUUAAUGACACCCUUUUCCUAGAGUCUCCUUUCGAAGCUUCUUCGACUGAGCUAGCGGGGAUGUGCCAAAGCAACGCACACAACAGUGCAGAAAGCCCCACUCAAACACCCAUCUUGCACCCUUCUGUGACACUGAGUCACGAGACACAGCCCCAUGUCAGCAGCUAUCUAGGUGGCUCCAAGGUGCUGGACUCCACCGGUUUUGCUGUGCAUGAAGCCGAACUGGACUCCUUGCUACAAAGACUUCAUCAAACAGCGAAUACACUGCAGAGUGUCGUGGAAUAUCCGAAUUCACGGUCUCGAUCUCCUGAGCCUCCGCAGGGCGGAGGAUCGCAACGUGCAUCCAGUGAAGCUGCUGCGCAUGCAGUCAGGGGACGCCAGGCUUCUGUACUUCGGCAGGAGAUGACUUCUUACCAAGUGCCUACGAGCAGGCAUGAUGUAAUCCCUGCUAUGCCCUUUUACAGCUCCUGCCCCUCUGCAGUCAACGAUCCGCUAUCCCCAUCCACUCCGCCGUCUUGCUGCGACUGUACCACGACGCCGGUGACACCUCCCUGGUAA